Messenger RNA from Ordospora pajunii, 1230 nucleotides. RefSeq lists its product as uncharacterized. Gene Ontology annotation, molecular function: protein binding. The record is from RefSeq and is a predicted model, not a curated record. Bases 1 to 1230 code for a protein of 409 amino acids. NCBI's taxonomy places the organism in Eukaryota, Fungi, Microsporidia, Ordosporidae. Gene Ontology annotation, cellular component: mRNA cleavage and polyadenylation specificity factor complex. The transcript has a single exon.
AUGAAUGACGAUGGAGUGAACAUUAAGGAGCUGAUCAGUGCAAGGUUUCAGAACCCGAAGUUUGUGUAUGAUGGCAAGAGGAUGCGAGUGCUGCAAGAAAGAAAGGUGGUUGACUAUACGUCUGGGAUAUGCACACAGAGGAACAAGCGAUGGAUUGAGCCGCUGCUUGUUAGCACAGGGUUUGACCUAUCUGCACAGAUUCUGAACUUGAAGUCACCCGAGCUGUGCUACAACGAUGUGUCAAGCUUGGUUACGACGAAGAUUGAGCAUGUUAGUGUGAACAAAGUGAAGUGUCCGGUGAAUGUUGUGAAGUGGACGCCUGAUGGGAGGCGACUGAUGAGUGGAACUGCGACAGGUGAGUUUACGCUGUGGAACGGAUACGGAUGCAACUUUGAAACGAUUCUCCAGGCACAUGAGUCUCCGGUGCGCGGGAUGUGCUGGUCUCCGUCGGGGUCGUUUUUGAUAUCGUCUGACAAUUUUGGAAUAAUAAAGUACUGGCACCCGUCGAUGAACAACAUUCAGAUUAUACAGGGACACAUGGAGGCGAUCCGAGAUCUGUCGUUUUCUCACAAUGACACUAAGUUCUGCUCAGCCUCUGACGACUCCACAAUAAAAGUCUGGGACUCUAUUGAGGCGAAGGAGGAAUCUGUUCUGAAGGGGCACAACUGGGACGUGAGAGCGGCGCAGUGGCACAGAUACAAAUCGUUGAUAGCAAGCGCAGGAAAGGACAAUCUUGUUAAGAUGUGGGAUCCACGCAUUGCAGAGGAGUUGUGCACGCUGCACCACCACAAGAACACCAUACUUGCACUGAAGUGGAUGGGAGACGAGAACUAUCUUCUCACAGGGGGAAAGGACCAGGUGAUCAAGAUGAUUGAUAUCAGGACGAUGACGGAUGUGUUUACAUACAAGAACCAUAAGAAGGAGGUGACGUCGAUAGGCAUACAUCCGAGACAUCCGGAUGUGUUUGUGAGCGGGGGAACUGAGGGAGGAAUAUACUUCUGGCAGGCAUAUAACCAGGAGCCGUUGGAGAUAAUCGAUGAGGGGCACGAAGGGACUGUCUGGUCGUUGGAGUACCAUCCUGUGGGGCAUAUCUUGGCGUCUGGAUCUGUUGACCAAAGCGUCAGGUUCUGGGUUCGCCCAAGGCCUGAUGAGAAUGCAGAGCCUGCUAGCGGAGGGAUCGCAGAUGGCGAGCGAAUGGCUUACAGUGAGGAAACAAUACCUGGGCUGUGA